UCGCGUAUCCCUGUGGAUCCAACAGUUCCGCGUGAUGGGUCCAGCACACAAAUAACCAACAAUUGCAACCAUAGCCCGACUUCAGUGUGUGAUCUGGUUGCAUAAUCAGUUCUGACACGCAGACUGGAUGCACGUGAUCAUACGUCAUCUACUAUCUCAGCUCAUUAAUGAACAAUGAAAGACAGUCAAUCUCAUAUCGAAGCAAACCACUAAUACUCAAAACUUGAGAAGCAUAUCGACGAUCGUGGGGAUCAUUAAACCAAACAUACGACACCGAAUUUCAUAUGGGAGAAGAGUAGCACCCGAUUGCCCCAAGAGCCGCCUAACGGUUAAACGCUUUCAACCCUGUCAGUUCAUACCAGACUAACUGGGUACCAAACAAUGCUCGCGUAUUCUAAAGUAGGUAGUUUAGACUAAGCUACAGUAAAGGGUUUUGAGGCAAUAGGGUAACGCAAAUCAUGCAUCAUCAAUGAUUCUGACACGCAAGUGGAGCGGGUGUGCUAGAUCGGAAUCGGAAACAAAUCCGACCCGAGGUAUUAAGGACUUCAAGUUGACUCGAAUGAUAAGUAGUUGUAAGAAAGCAUAAGCGACUCCGACCCACUGGUGCAGCGAGUUUGGGUCAGGUCAAAGUAGGUUUAAUACCCGACCCGUACUCGCUGCACCAAUGGGCCGGAAUCGCUUAUGCUUUCUCGUAUCUAACGAAAUCGUUGCACAUACUACAUCUAUUUGUACGUUUCAGGUUGACCACGACUACGGGAUGCUUCGGAUUGCUCCGACCCGGUGAGUUCCAGUUGCCCCGCCUUUCACUAGUGUGUGUAUGGAAGAACGUGCGUGAGUUGUCGGAUCGCUGACAAAGCAGUAGAAGCGAGCGCACGAGUGACACGAACAACAUCGAUCUCUCCUUUCCUGGCUGCCCAGCCGCUAAGCCGUAAACUCUUUGCACGGGUCAAGACUUAGUGCGUGCAUUACGCUCGUGUCUGUGUGUGUGUGGGUUUCAGUGUGAUCAGGUGGGCACAUUCUACAACCGUUCCUAUUCGGUGUAAUGUCCCUUCCGCCCGAUGUGUAACGGGGGUGGCGCGCGUGCUGCCAGUGUCGUCGAUCGCGCCGUCCUGCUGGACAGAAUGUGCAACCGGGCACGGUUGACCGAACGUCUUCGUCGCCGUCUGCCACCGGUAGUAGAGGUAGCGAGCGGAACUGCUGCAACUGCAACGACACGUGCCACGGUUGCACCUGAACCGGCCGUGCCGCACCUGCCCGUCGACGGAGGCGGCUGGAGAGCAACGUGCAAAGCGGUGGUGGUGUGGGAAGCUUAAAGUGCAAACCCGAGUGGAGUGCAUCUGCAAGUGUAUAUUUGUGUGUAUGUGUGUUUGUGUGUGUGCUUUGGUGUGGGAGUGUGUGGGCCUGUCGGAUGUGUAUGUGAUAUCAUCAUCCUUCACACUGGUGUGAACCUUCUGCGUCGCGACUCAACCAACACUCUUCAAUCAACUGUAACCGAAAACAAAUGAUCGUGAGAGGGAUCUCAAGAAAGAAGGAGAAGGUUUAAAACAAAACAAAAAACAAGCAAACUAAAGAAAGUUCGUUCGUGAACCGGAAAACAACUACUACCAGGCGGAACGCGGCGCCACCGCCCAUCCCCAGUCCCCCGUGAUUGAUUUCCGUCUCCCAUCAACCAUUCAGUGCUGCUGCCGGUCCCGGGCAGGGUCGUCGUGUCUCGGUGGCGCGGAUGUCUUCUCAAUCAACAGAAGCUGUCCGGCGCUAGCCCAAGGGGUGCCGAGGACAAACGACAACAAAUAACAAUCAUCAGUGGGGGGCCACUCAUUUCCCCGACUUGACGCGGGAGUUGUUUGCCCAAGGAUUCGUUCCUCAGAAAACAAAACCUGCUCAUCGCCACGACGACAACGAUAAGGUGCUCUAGCGAGAAGCGACCCACCAGUGCGUGUGUGUGCGCGCGCGUGACGUCACUAAAGCACGACGCAGCACUUUCUCUGGGCGUGUAAUACCGGUCAGAAUUCCGUUCCGUCAGGAUGGACCACGCGGUGCAUGCCGCCCGCGGCCGGCCGUGGAACAAGCUGCGCUUCGAGAACAACGAACUGGAGAGUCUGUACCAGCGCUACACGCUCAAGCUGCAGCGUUUCUCCGUAACCGGCGUGGUGGCGCUAGUGGUCAUCCUGUGCGGCGUCAUGGGUGGACUUAGUUUAGGCUACAAUCAAGCACCGACCCUGCAUAAUGUAUUUAACACUUUCAUGUGCCUGCUGUUCACCGUGGUGCUGGGUCUGCUGCAGUUCCGGCUGAUCCGCGACUCCCACCUGCCGUACCUGUGCUACGGCAUCCUGUUUUUUACAGCCGCCUUCUGCUUCAUCUCGAUGCCGACGGUCGGCAUCGUGUUCCCGGUGGACACGCGCGAGGUAAUGGCCGAGGGCGUCUGGCAGAUCGUGUUCGUCAUCUUCCUGUCGUACGCGAUGAUGCCGCUGCAGAUCUGGGAGGCCGCCCUGUUCGGGCUGAUCCUUCCGUCGAUCCACGUCGGCCUGACCGGGUACAACAUCUACACCGGCAACUUCCAGUAUCUCGCCUACCAGCAGUUGGCUGCAAACAUGGUCAUCUUUGUGGGCGUCAAUGUGGCCGGGUUCGUGGUGAACGUGAUGAUGGAGCGGGCCCAGCGGCGCGCCUUCCUGGACACGCGCAACUGCAUCGCGGCCCGGCUCGAGAUGGAGGACGAGAACGAGAAGCUCGAGCGGCUGCUGCUGUCCGUGCUGCCGCAGCACGUCGCGAUGGAGAUGAAGAACGACAUCCUGUCGCCGGUCGAGGGCCAGUUCCACAAGAUCUACAUCCAGAAGCACGAGAACGUGAGCAUCCUGUUCGCGGACAUCGUCGGCUUCACCGUGCUGGCGUCCCAGUGCAGCGCGCAGGAGCUGGUGCGGCUGCUGAACGAGCUGUUCGGCCGGUUCGACCAGCUGGCGCACGACAACCACUGUCUGCGGAUCAAAAUACUGGGCGACUGCUACUACUGCGUGUCGGGCAUACCGGACCCGCGGGCCGACCACGCACGGUGCGCGGUCGAGAUGGGGCUAGACAUGAUCGACGCGAUCGCGUCGGUGGUGGAGCAGACGGACGUGAUAUUGAACAUGCGCGUCGGCAUCCAUUCCGGGCGCGUCCUGUGCGGUGUGCUCGGGCUGCGCAAGUGGCAGUUCGACGUCUGGUCGAACGAUGUGACGCUCGCGAACCACAUGGAGAGUGGCGGUGAGCCGGGCCGGGUGCACGUGACGCGCGCCACGCUCGACGCGCUCGGCGGCGAGUACGAGGUGGAGGCGGGCCACGGCGACACGCGCGACUCGUACCUGCGGGACAACGAGAUCGAUACGUACUUCAUCGUACCGCCUGCUCACCGGCGCAAGCCCCUCAUGCUCAACACGCUCGGCGUACGGUCGGCACUGGGAGCGGCCAACCGGCGCAAGCUGUCCUUCCGCAACGUGUCCAACGUGGUGGUGCAGCUGCUGCACACAAUCAAAUACUCUGUGCCGGUGCCGUUCUCGCACAUGGCCACCGGCGGUCCCGGUUCGCCCUACCCCAGCACGAGCGGUGGCGCUGGCGGCCCCGGUGCUGGUGGGGCCGGUUGCAGCGGUGGUGGAGGCGCCGGCUCGAGCAGUGCUGGCGGUGGUGGACUAUUUCUCGACAAGAAUGCGCGCAAGGAUCCGGUGCUCCACUUGCAGCGCAUCCUUCACGCUAGCCCGUACUCUGCCGUCGGUCUCCGGGGGCCAGGCGCUGGCGCUGGCAGUGCCGGUGGUGGUGGCGGCGUCGGCGGCGGCGGUGGCAUCGCAGGAGGUAAAACCGGUACCGCGGAAACCAGGGUUUCGCUCUACGACUCGGAGUUGAGUGGAUCAAACAACAAGGUGACGGACAAGUUUAAGCGACCGUUUAAGAAGCGCCACUCGAGCGUGUACCAUCAGCCGACGAACCGCGUCAACAAGUUCCUGUCGCAGGCGAUCGAGGCCCGGAGCGUCGACCGGGAGAAAUCGGUGCAUGUGAAGCGCAUCUCGCUGCAGUUUCGCGAGAAGGAGAAGGAGCGACAGUACCAUCAGGACUUUGAUCUCGGCUUCACCACCGCGAUGGGCUGCAGCCUGCUGCUGCUGAUACUGAGUGCUGGCCUGCAGAUAUCGGCCCUACCACGAACGCUUAUUCUUCUACUGUUGUUCCUAACGGCGUUCGUGUGGAUUAGCGCCAUCCUGAUGUUGCUGCUAGCGGUGCGGCUCAAGUGGAUCUUCUGGGACCUGUCGCAGAGCUUCUCGCUGCGGCUGGCUAUUACCAUCUUCACCAUCGUGCUGCUGUACUCCGUCGGACAGGUGAACGUGUUCACCUGCCUGUCAGACCAUCCGUGCACAACCAACUUUACCACCAAAAACAUCCCGAGCGUGGAGUCGCUCGGUACGGUCGGUUCCUCUAGUGAUAUUCUGAUGAGCGCGGGCGAGCUGCACCGAAACGAGCCGAACCUCUGGACGGCUGGUCAACAGCACCACCAACCGCUCAACAACUACAGCCACCGGAAGUGCGCCCUGCCACAGUACAUCGCCCUUUCGGCGGCCUAUUCCUUUCUCUCCGUCUCGAUCUUUUUGAGAUUGCCGAUACUGAUCAAAACAGUGCUGGUAACGCUGAUGGCGCUCGUGUACUGUCUGUUUAUCGAGCUGUCGCACGCCAACAUCUUCGACUGCUACGACCAGCGGGUCGAGUCGGCCAUCCCGCUACACACGAUCUCGGUCGCCCGGAUACUGAUCUUCAUGAUCGCUAUCCUGGCGCACGGCCGGCAGGUCGAGUGGACGGCCCGGCUCGACUUCCUCUGGCAGCUGCAGGCGUCGCAGGAAAAGAAGGAAAUGUCCGUGCUGCAGCAGUCGAACCGGCGCAUCCUGUACAACCUGCUGCCUUCGCACGUGGCAGCCCACUUCCUGGACAACCAGUUCGCCCGCAGCAACAUGGCGACCAUGCGACAGGACCUGUACCACCAGAGCUACAGCAAGGUGGGCGUCAUCUUCGCGAGCGUGCCGAACUUCCACGAGUUCUACACCGAGCUGGACGGGUCGAACCAGGGCGUGGAGUGCUUGCGGCUGCUGAACGAAAUCAUUGCCGACUUCGACGAGCUGCUGUGCGAGGAGCGGUUCCACGCGAUCGACAAGAUCAAAACGGUCGGCAGCACGUACAUGGCGGCGGUCGGGCUGAUCCCCGAGCACAAGAUGCUGCCGUCUGAGCCGGGCUCGAUGCGGCGGCUCAUGACGGCGCUGGUCGACUUUGUGAAGGCGAUGCGCAUCACGCUGAAAAACAUCAACGAAAACUCGUACAACAACUUUAUGCUGCGCGUGGGCGUCAAUGUGGGACCGGUGGUGGCGGGUGUGAUUGGCGCCCGGAAACCGCAGUACGACAUCUGGGGCAAUACGGUCAAUGUGGCGUCGCGCAUGGACUCGACCGGCAUACCGGGCUACACGCAGGUGACGCAGGAGGUGGUGGAUAGCUUGCAGGGGUCGCAUUUUGAGUUUCGGUGCCGCGGGCAGAUCAAGGUGAAGGGCAAGGGCGACAUGGUGACGUACUUCCUGUGCGAGCAGAAUGAGCAGCAUCUGUUCGCGGGCGGCAUGGUGACUAACGGCCUUGCUGGCGGUGGUGGAGGCGGCGGAGGGGCUAGUAGUGUCGUGCAGCAGCAGCAGCAGUCGGUGGAUGCGGUCGGGUCGACGGCCGUGCUGGCGAUGGUCGGCGGUACGGGUACGGGCGAGACGGGUGGUACGAUGGGAGCAUCCGGUAAUGCAUCGUUGGGACGCGAUCGAGCUGGUGCAGCAGCACUACACCAUCAAUACAUGAUGACGCCGAACGGGAACAUGGCAGGAUUAGUACAGCAACAGCAGCAGCAGCAACAGCAACAACAGCUUGGAUCAAACUCUAACAUGAAACAACGCAUGGAGAUGGAAGCGGCAACGGGCAAGAACGGUCGCUGGCAGCACGAUGGCGGCAGCUACAGCAGCAAGAAGGAAAGCUACAACUUUCUCGAAAGCCCCAAUCUGCUACACCAGCAGCAACAGCAGCAGCAACAACAAAUGGUGCAAAAUCAGCAGCUCCAGAUGAAACAUCUGCACAAUCAGGGACAAGCGUCGAAAAACUCGAUGCAAUCGUUCCACUACCCCCAGUCGUACUCAAACCCCGCUCAAGCAGCACAACCGCAACAGCAGCAGGUGAAGGGCGGCGUGUACAAGCAGCACAACAACAUCAACAACAAUCACAUCCUGAGCAACAGUGGCUUCCACCACGGGCUGGAGAACUACGGCAAGCGCAACUACGACUAUCACCAUCACGGGCAGCCGGGGGCGGCGGCAUCAGCACACAAGCAGCAGGAGCAGCCGACGUCGUCGCAGUUGGGCGCCGGUGUGCAGCUGCCCGCGACGAGCUACAACAUACGCGAGAACUUUAACAUCAUCGAAAACCCGAACGUGACCGAUCUGGACGAGAACAACUUCAACCACCAUCAGCAGCUGUUGCCGCUUGGGCGCGACCAUCUUAACAAUGGGCACAAAAUACGCAACCAUCACCACCAUCAGCAGCAGCAGGAACACCACAACUCUAACAAUCGGGGCCUGUAUGCGACCGCGUCCGAAAACGAACCACUUCUCGGCGGUGCUUCCGGUGGGAGUGGUAUUAUUGGGAAUGCCAUCAUCAAACCGAUUCAGCAAAUACAGCAGCAGCAGCAGCAGCAGCAACAGCACCAGAUACCGAUGUACGAGCCACCGAGGUACGCGACGACGUCCUCCGUGUUUCCGCAUGCGAUCAUUGGACAAGGAUACGCUUACGGCAUGUCGCAGCCCGCCCUGGUGCGUCAUCAGCACAUGCAGCAGCAGCAGCAGCAGCAGCAGCAACAGCAGCAGCACCAUCAUCACAGCAAGCAACAGCAGCCGGCUUACAUUCAUCAUCAGCAGCAGCAACAAUACAGUCAUCCGAACCAUCAUCAUCACAACCACCAUCAUCACCAGCAGCAGCGCCAACAAUCGGCUUCCGUGCUGAAGCAGUACAUCAAACCGCUGCCCAAGCUGCCGACCGAGUACGACGAAUGCCGCGAGCUGUCCUCGACGGACGAUCUGAGCUCGCGGCCCCACUCCCCGUCGGUCAGCUCGUCCGACGAGAGCUACUCGAAGACGACCGAGGGGGAGGACUUUGACGGCGAGCCGCAGUCACCGCUGCCGGUGUUCGGCACGGCCGGCGGUGUGCACGCUGCCGGCGGUGGUGGCAAUCCAGCCCUGCAGUAUCUCUACCCGUGCGACAUACAGGUCGAUCCGACCUCGCCUCCGAAGCUGAGCCCGAUCGAUUUCGGCAACCUGCGCGACUUCGAGGUGACGAGCACGACGGCCGAGACCAAGUCAUCGUCCGCCCACAACAAGGGCGAAUCGUGCAACAGCUUCGAGUACCACGAGAAGGGUGGUUGUGGCCCCGGGAUGAUAACGGCACCAACGGCGGCGGCGGCGUAUCCGAAAUCGCCGUUCGAGCGGGAGUUGCAGCGGCGCAUGAACGAGUCCCAGUCACGCCCGCUGCUUGCGCAGUUGUCGGUGGUUAGUGACGGAGGCGACGGACCGAAUGCGGAGGAUCAGCUCAAGGGUGGUGCGUUCGAGCAGCAGCAGCAGACCGUUCACGACGGCUCGCUGGAACGGGUGCGGAACGUGAACAAUCUGCUCGUCGCCAAGCACCCGGGCACGCUGGAGGCGAUCAAGGAGGCAACGCGCAACAAGAAUCCCUCCGAAUCGAGCCACCUUCAAACAUCUGAUACCGAGUCGUGUGAGAUCAUCCACGAUUAUCGCAAGAGCGAGCUGAAGGGCCGAAUGCAACACCAGCAGCAGCAGCAACAGCUUAACCAAAUGCAGCACCAUCGCCAUCGCAACUAUCACGCGACCAAGUCGACUAACGACACGUCGUCCAACAUUGAGGCGGACGAGGAUAUGCGCAGUGUGGGGGAGCGCCACCACUACAGCCGGCGGGAGCGCGAGCUAGACCGGGCGAUCGCUCGAGAUCGGGACGACGAGGAGGAUGACGAGGAGGAGGAAGAGGAAGAUGACGUGGAUGAGGAGCAGGAGGAUGAUGAGGAGGAGGAGGAAGAUGAUGACGACGAGGACGAAGAGGACGAUGAGAACGAUGAGGAGAACGGGCAGCGGAGCGGUGGCCAGCGUCGGUUGCGCGCAAACCGUCAGCAGCGUGCGCACGAGCGGCGCGAACGAUGUUUGAGCAACUCGGAGGGCACCGGGUCCGCCAACCGGAACUACAUCACCGACGAGCUCACGUACGGUGCCCAGCUGGAACGGGACGGUGGUGCUAGCAGCGGCGGUGUCGCUGUAGGUAAUGCUGCCGGUGGCGGGCGGGACAACAAUGGCUCAUCGCACCACAACCACCAAUCGCUCGACUCGAACCCGGUCGAAAGCCAGUCCGAGUGGAGUGACGACGAGUGCCGGGAGGAGGCCACUGGUGGCGCCGAAAGUACCGGCUACAUCACGGACGAGCCGGGGCUGGAAAACAUUUCCCUGCUCAAUGAGGCCGGGCUGACCGACGCGGAAGGCGCCCUGUCCGACGUGAACUCGCUGUACAAUGCGCCGGACGUGGACGACACCUCGAUCUCGUCCCGCGCCAGCAGCCGGCUGCUCAGCCUCGACUCGCUGAGCGGGCUGUACGACUGUGAUCUGGACUCGCGCCACGAGAUGGCGAUCGUGAGCGCGUCGCACAAAAUCACCAACAAGUUCGGCCCGGUCGGAUGAGAGCAGCUGGAGCGCGUCUCGUCGCGGCACGGUUCCCGGCAGCCGCCGCCGCCUCCACCAACACCGCCCCCACCACCGACGUCCCCACCACCGCCGCCGCCGCCGCAGCCCGGUUCACCGUUGGGCGAAACGCAUGCGCCAUCAAAUGCAUCGUAGAAGGGAUUGAAUGGAUAGUGCGAGGGGAAGUUGAAGCGCGAAGAGUGCAUAAUGUUGUACAUUAAUUCUAGAGGAGCAGGUUUUUGGGGAACCGUUUAGCGCUAAGUUGUGAGGUCACGAAGCGAAGGAUUUUUGUUUUUUUUUUUCUUCGAAUAUGGAUUUGGAAUUGAACUAACCAAGAACAGUGAAUGAGUCGUGUAAACUCUUCUACUGCGAGGUUUUUGUCAUCAUCCCACUGUUUGGUUGCUUCCUGCUGCGCUUUCCGGAUCCUCAACUCCAAACACACACACAAACCCACACUUACUUGCCUUAUUAGAACCUUAACUGGACGGUGCUGCACCUCGUAGGAAUCCUUUUUUGAAUGUAUUCCUACACUCCCGAGUUGAUUUGUUGUGCCAUAGACUUUUUUUUUAUUUUUAACACACAUUCCAUCUUUCAGCUCCGUCUAUUUUUAGCGCCUUCAAAAUGCUUACAAAAACAAAUGAAUCUCAACCUUUCCUGCUACUAGUGUGGCCUACUUGAUUUCUUCCAACCGUUUGAUGGUUGUCUUUUUUCCCUUCGUGAUGGUUAAGCGCUGGAUGGUGAUGAUGAUGGGAUGGAGUGUUUUAGAUGCACAAAGCUAGCAGAGGAGAGAGAGAGAUGCCUUACGUAUCUGGGCUGCCAGGGAUGUAGCGCGCUUCGGUGGGAUGAUGCCAAACUCCACGGAGGGGGAGGAGGUAGUAGUAGUAAGUGGUGGCUGCAAAGCGGCAUAUGACGUGUGUGUAAUCUCAGUGAUCGUAUGGACAUUGGCGCUCCUUUCUGGCAAUGAUGAGAUUCUCCUUUCCUUACAAACACAAACGUUGGGAUGAUUCAGUGUGAUACGUGAAUUCUGCAGUGGGAAAGGGGGAGGAGGUGAUGGUGGUAUUAGCAGUUAGGUAGUAGCGGUACAGCUGUACAAACUAACUCGUAAGAGACAAAAAAAACGAGAUGCCGAGAGAGAGAGAUAGAGAGAGAUAGAGAGAGAGAUAGCCUCGAAUGUUUAGCGUUAUGUACACACCGUGCAUUUCUUUUUUUUCUAUUGUUUUCUUGCUAUUGAACAUGAAUUUGGUGAGCUUUUGAAA
Molecule: messenger RNA, 10015 nt
Organism: Anopheles arabiensis
Lineage: Eukaryota; Metazoa; Arthropoda; Insecta; Diptera; Culicidae
Gene: rut
Product: Ca(2+)/calmodulin-responsive adenylate cyclase
Exons: 16
Coding region: 2025-8759 (2244 amino acids)
Biological process (GO): cAMP biosynthetic process; adenylate cyclase-activating G protein-coupled receptor signaling pathway; intracellular signal transduction
Cellular component (GO): plasma membrane
Molecular function (GO): adenylate cyclase activity
Source: RefSeq, a predicted model, not a curated record